ACCUCACUCUGCGAUACAACCUCGAGACAAGUCGGGACAAGACCAGUCUCAGGGCUCACCAUACUCAAUGAGCGGACAGCGCAAUGUCAGAGCGCUCUGGGCAAACUGCAAAGGGGAAGGAAGGCAAAACCAAGUAUGCGUCUCUCAACCUGUUUGAUACAUACAAAGGAAAGAGCCUUGAAACACAAAAGCCUGUUGUUCCCCCCCGCCAUGGCCUACAGUCUCUUGGUAAAGUUGCCUCCGCGCGGCGUAUGCCACCCCCUGCCAACCUGCCCAGUCUGAAGGCAGAGAACAAAGGCAACGAUCCCAACGUCUCACUCGUUCCCAAAGACGGCACAGGAUGGGCAAGCAAACCGGAACCAGCAGACCCAAAGAGUACCGAUGCAUUGUCAGCACCGCAGCCGGAACCGCAGCAGCCUGUGGCUUCACAGACGCCUGCACCGACCCGCCCGAGAACCCCGCCGGCUUCAGAGGUACCGACAAACACAGCUCUGGCCCCAGCUUCAACCCAGGCCGUAGGGGCAAGGUCCUGGGCACAGGCCAGUGUUACACAUGGAACACAAGGGGAUGGUGGAAAGGGAUCAAACCUACCGUCGCCAUUCUCUCGCGAGGAAUUUCCCACCCUGCAGGCGGCUGGCGACCAGGACAAAGCUGGCAGAGAACAGGGCACUGCAGAUCAGUGGUAUGGGCCCGGACCAAGCCUCCGCCCCCAGAACGUUACAAGCUGGCGGGACGGUGGGGGCCGAGCCCUGGCGCCCACCCUGUCUGGGGAGGGGGCAGCGGAGGGUGGCAACGGUGGGGCUCUGUUGAUGGAUGGGGCAGCUGGGGUCCCGCCGCAGAACUCCCAGUCCCACGGGCCACCUAGGAACCCUCCCGCAGGCAGCCCUGCCUUGCCCCUUCCCCAGCCCCCAGUUGGGCCAGGGUUCCCCCAAUACCGAGGGAUCAUGCCUCCAUUCAUGUAUCCUCCCUAUCUGCCCUUUCCAGGACCCUAUGGCCCUCAGGCAACCUACAGGUACCCGCCACCUGGGGAAGGGCCUGCUCCAAGGUUUGCUCGUGCGCACGGUGGUCCUGACGGCAGGCCCCAGGGUGGCCCACGUGAUGCAGGUGGAGAGGCGGUGAAGCGACCCUCUAUCCUAAAGCAGGACGACCUGAAGGAGCUAGACGAGCUGGACCACGACGGAGACGAAGGCUGGGCAGGCGCUCACGAGGAGAUUGAUUACUCUGCCAAGCUGAAGUUCAGUGAUGAUGAAGGAGAGGAGGAGGGAGAAGAGGAGAGAUCAGAGAGCAAGAAUGAAUUGCGUGAGCAGCAGAGGUCCCAGGACGCCCCCCCUGCAACCUCUCGCUCUCGAGCCUCAGACAGCGGUGGAGAAACCCGCCGCACUCCUCCUGUUAGUUCUGACAAUGGCCCCCAACCCCCCUCCAGCAAGCCAGGAUGGGCCGAGGAGGGAGGCAGUGGCUGGAGCGGCCAGGGAGCACCACCCAACUACCAGGGGCGCAGGCCUGGACUGGGUGGUCUCCGGGAGCAGCCCUCCCCCCCACCUGGGCCGCUCCUCGGACAGGGGCCCUACUCCAUUUACCGAGAGGACCGCCCCCAAAACCAGGGUGCCCCUGUUGGCCCUGGAAAACCUGCCCAGCACCAGCCAGCACCAGGAGGCCCUAGCCCUCCUUCCCAGCCUGGCCUACUGGUCCACGGGGCCCAGGGAGAAGAUGAGGAUGAGACUUGGCGUCAGCGCAGGAAGCAGUCCUCUACAGAGAUCUCCGCCGCUGUGGAGCGAGCCCGUCGACGCCGUGAGGAGGAAGAACGCAGGAUGGAGGAGGAGAGACGCGCUGCAUGUGCUGAGAAGCUGAAGAGGCUCGACGAGAAGCAGCAACAGCAGCAGGGCAGCAGCGUAGGAGGCAGCGGUGACCCCAGUAAAUCCCCAAGCCUUGAUGGAAACUUGACAGCUGCCCCAGCAGGCAGCCCCAGUCCGUCGAUGUCGGCCUCCGCCUCCUCCCCAAACAUCAGCCAGCCUCCAUCUCCAUGUGUAGACACCGAGGAGCCUCCGGUGCUGGUUGUGCAGCCUGGGACGGUUCCUGGAGUCAGUGAGAGACAGAGAGCUAACAGCAACAGCAGCUACGACUCCAGCGCAGAAACCCAACAGUGUCCUCAGCCUGCCGUGUCGCAGCCACAGCAGCCCACCCUGGAGGUACCUCUACCAGGAGAGCCGAAGGAAGAGACCGUCGGCAGUCCUCGCAUUCGUGCAGGAAGUGGAGGUGAAAGAGGAGUCGAUCCGGUGAAGAUUGAGAAUAUCGGAGGAGGAGGAGGAGGAGCAGGCCGUCAAGCCAGCGGCCCCCCCGGCCAGGGUUACUCAAAGUACCAGAAGUCUCUUCCUCCUCGUUUCCAGAGGCAGCAGCAGGAGCAGCUCCUGAAGCAGCAGCAGCAGUGGCAGCAGCAGCAGCAGCAACAACAGCAACAACAGCAGCACAGCCAGGCAUCCCAGCCCCAGCUGUCCCCCCAGCCCCAGCCCCCACAGGGUCCUUCACCAGGUUCAACACCCCAGCCAGGGCCUGGACCUAAGCAGGGUGGGCCACUGUAUCAACCCAGCAAUAUGGUUCGACCCCCACCUCUGCCAAUGAACUUUGACCCUCGCUGGAUGAUGAUGCCCUACAUGGACCCCCGCAUGAUGCAGGGCCGCCCUCCACCUAUGGACUAUUAUUCAGCUGGCAUGCACCCGUCUGGGCUUAUUGGGCGUGAGAGGUCUGAUUCAGGGGGAUCUGGUUCAGACCCCUUUGACAGGCAGCAGCAGCAGCAGCAGCAGCAGCAGCAGCAUCCAGGGCACCCUCACCGCGGGACCCCACCUAUGGAUCCUAAGCUGGCCUGGGGGCCGGAGGUAUUCCCUGUCGGAGGGGAGGGUCGUGGGCUGACCUCACCACUGAGGCAGAAGCAAGCGUUGGAGGAUGACGAUGUGGCCAAAGGGCCGAGGAGUGACACUCCUCCACACCGCAUGCGAGAGGGUGGAUUGGGACCCAUCCAGCAGCCCAGCUCUGGCUCCGGGACAUCCAAUCAGACCCCACCACCAGUCGGCACUCAAGUUGGCACCCAGGGCGGCGGCCACCACCCUCAUCACUACAUGGGUGGGAGGGGCAACUACAGCAACUUCCCCGAUCAAGGUGCGAGGAUGCCUCCCCAUCAGCAGCCGCAGCGGGCCGGUGAGAGAGGAAACCACCCGCAUGGCUUCGCCCAUCAGGAUGAAGGGCCCCCCCGAGGGUCUCAGCAAGGCCAGAUUUGGGGAGCCCCGCACCCUCACUAUGACCGCAACGGCCGCGCAGACAUCCCCAAUGUCGAGAAUAACUCUCACCUCCACCACCAUCACGGCCACCACCCUCAGCAACCUCACUUCCCUCUCCACCCCCACAAGCAAGAGAGCAGCCGUGACAGGGUUGUCGAGGCUCCGGCCAAGAAGACGGACUCCUCUCCUCCUCUCCACCAACCUUCCCUCUCGUCUUCGUGCUCCUCUUCGGCCUCCUCCACUUCUGCCAGAGAAGACGGUAAUGUCAAAAUCGCCCUGCAUCAUCACCCCUCCCACAGAGAGGGUGAAGCGAUCGGACACGGUCUUGGCGAGAGAGGCGAGAGAGGUGGUGCCGGCGGUAGCAGCCAUGUGAAACAGGAGAAAACCGGCCAGGGUUACGCCCCCCAUUCCUCCAUGACCUCGAGCCCACCUCCCGCUCAGCAUGGCGGUCACACUCAGCAGCAACAGCAGCAUCCCCAUCCGAAGUCAAACCAAAGAGGGGGGCGGGAGCACAAGACAGAGACCCAGUGGGGCCCACGGCCUGGCAGCAGCAAUACAGGUGGGGGGUCCUCUCACGGUAGGAGGGCCAACAAUGCAGGAGGUGGGAACAAUUCCCGCGGAGGAGACGACUCCUCCAACACUCCAUCGGACCACAAACCCUCCAGUCAGGGAGGAGGAGGCAAUGCCAGUAAGAGGGCCGGUCCCAUCAAGAAACCAGUGCUGAAAGAGAUGAAGAGAGAGGGAGAAGUUGACGGAGGAGAAAAAACAAACCACGGCUUCGGGAAAGAUAAAGAGCAAGAUGGGGGCCAACCCAGCUCCACGAAGCAGGACGCCUCCUCCGCCUCCCAAAACAGUUCAGCUCCGUCUGGUAAAGAAGAGUCGACACAGUCUGCCAAACCCAGGAACGGAAAAGAACGGUCCGGAGGAGGAGGUGGAGGAGGGUCAGGCAGAGGGCCCAAAGAUGUAGACUCCACUUCAGGAUUUUCAGGGUCCAGGAGGGACAGAGACCGCUCCUUUGAGAGAGGAGGCGGCGCCCCCCACCACCAUGGAGUCUCCACCAAAGGCGGCCGAGGCAGUCGUGGACGAGGUGGGGAGUUUUACGGGCGUGGCCGUGGUUACCGGGGCACCUACACGGCCAGCGCUGGACCUAGUAGUGGCAGUCGGGGCAGAAUGGGAGGCAGGAGUGGCAGAGACUACCGCUCGUCUGUGGCUGGUGGUCAUCACCAGGAGUCGAAGGGUGAGGGGGCUGGAGGCAGGCACGGUCAAGACCGGUCCCAGCACAACCCCGCCAGAGCCAGGAACCGAAGUGAAACCCGCAGUGAGGGUUCAGAGUAUGAAGAAAUCCCCAAAAGAAGAAGGGAGAGGGGCUCAGAGACUGGCAGUGAGAGUGGUGCAAGUGACAUUGGUCACUCAGACAAGGAAGACCACCAGAAACCCAACACCAAGAACGGCUCUGAUAACUCUAACGCCACCGGCAGUGGCAACAUUUCAUCUGCACCCCCCAGAGGUUCACAGGCCCGGGUCUUCACCCCCAGAGGCGUACCCUCAAGGAGGGGCCGGGGUGGAGGCAGCGGAGGAGGAAACAUGUACAGGAGUGGUGGAAACGUUGGAGGAACCGGUGGAGGACACAGGGUCGGACCCGGCUCCUCUUCCCACGGCGGCUCCUCCAAACCGUCGGCCUCGAUGCGGAAGCAACAAGCCCCGGCACAAACCUCCGGGCCCAAAGACUCGAGCCGGGGAGGAAACAGCGGCGAGAAGAAGGACAAGAUGUCUGAUGGAGGUCAAGCUCAAAGUCAGGGGUCCAAUCCCCCUCAGCCGCCUCUGUCCGCAGUUGCUCCUGCCACGCUCGCCUCCACGGAGAACGGCGGGGUCGUGACCCAACAAGCCGCAACCAACCCCACGUCAAACUCCGGAGGGCCAAAUUCAGUCCCUCUUCCUGCUAACCGUGGGUUCCCUCCAGGUGGGUUCGAGCGACCCCCCAGACGUCGGCGUCACGGGCGAUCCCAGCAUCAGCAGGACAAGCCACCCCGCUUCCGGAGGCUGAAGGAGCGAGAGAACGCUGCGCGCAUCAACGGAGGAGUGGGGGUCAUCGGAGGAGGAAGACCCUCCUCUCCUUCCCUGAAUUCAGUUCAGGACAGUAAUGGAGCCCCGAUCUCCGCCCCCAUGACAGGCAACGCCCAAAAUGCUAACCACAACGCCACACUAACCGCCAACAGUAACAGUGGUGGGGGGCAUCUGAGCAACGCCAACAGCCACCACCAUCACCACUACACCCAGGGCAGCGCCGGGCAGACCCCCCACCACCAUAGCCACGGAGCCAAGUCCCCCGACUUCACCAACCAGAACUCCGACCAGGCCAACGAGGAGUGGGAGACCGCCUCCGAGAGCAGCGACUUCACAGAGUUCAGAGACCGGGAGGGCGGAGGGAAGUCGUACUCCUCCCACCAUCACCACCACAUGGGAAGAGGAGGAGGAGGAGGAGGAGGAGAAGGAGGCAGAGGAGGUGGAGGUGGAGGAGGAGGAGGAGGAGGAGGAGGAGGAGGAGUGGUGGAGCGAGAGAUGGCGGGAAAGGAGCCGUUGGCAAAUAAACGAAGCUUCUCGAGCCAGCGACCCGGCAUGGAGCGACAGAACCGGAGGGUCUCAACACUGGAGGAGGUGGAGGUGGAGGGUGGAGGGUGGAGGGGGGGAGGAAGAGGCCCCCGCGGUCCCCCUGGUGGCGGCGGCGGGCCCGGCAACGGAGGCGGCAACCGCGGGGAUAGACGGGGCAACUGGCCCUCACCGAAAAAUAGGAAGUGACGGAAUAUUUCGAAACAUUUCAGAUGAACCCCACCCACGUUAAAAAACCCCCACCUCUUACAUUUUAAUCCCUUUUUGAUCAUUAUUUCAUGGCUUUAUUUCAUGUUUGCAUCCCUAAAACAUAUUAGUGCAUUGUACAGUAUAUGGAGAUGGUAUUCACAUUCACUUUAGCUGCCCCCCUUUUCCUACCCCACCCCACCCUGGUCACCCCUCCCUCCCUCCCUCCUUUUGCAUCAAUCUACUAUCUACCGUCCGUUAUUGUAAAUUUCUCCGUUUGUUCCGUCUCACUCUAUUUUUCAGUUGUCCCCCCCCUCUCCAGCCCACCUUUUACCCCCUCCUCCCCUCAAGAAUCUCUUUACACCCCCCCCCCCCCCAACCCCCUCAGUUGGAUUUGACAAGCAUGUGGUUCUGCAAUGGAGGUGCACGUCGUUUUAGACCGAGGACAUUCACACAGAGCUACACACACACAUUUACACACACAAACAUGCAUAAACAAGCACAAUAUGACAUCUUUUAACACACACACACACACACACACAUGCAGUCAUGGGCGGAAAAAUAUAUAUAAUUAAAAAUGAAAAAAAAAAAAAAAAAGCGAACGAACAUGGGGAUUUAAAAUUUGGCUAAAAAUGUUUGGAUCGGGCUAAUUUUUAUAUUUAUGUACCUGUGUAUAUUUCUACCACACUUUGGCCUUUGGUGGUAUUCAGUAGUGCAGUUCUGCAUUAACGACCCCUCACAAAAGGGGAACGAGUGCAGCGUCAUCUUUUAACAAAGAACAAUGUACCAUUAAAUGUUGGGUUUUUUUUUCUUUAUCUCUCUUACUCUAUCUCUUUUUUUUCUUCUUUUUUUGGGGGAUUUGUGUCAGUUCAGUUUUAGCCUCUGAUUAAUGUUAGAGGUGUGUGUUUUCUUUUUAUUCUUUUUCUUCUUCCUUCUUCUACAAAACAGGUCAUUAAAAAAUACCUUUUUACUAAAUUUCCCAGUUACUCCUCUCGCUGAAUUUUUUUUUUUUUGGUCUCCUGCAAAAAGUGCAAAAGUUAGGUUGAUUUACUAUGAUAAGACGACCCCCCCGCCACCCCACCUACCCCCCCCCUUUAAUUAUUAUAUUUGAAGUACUACUGCUCAGUGCUCACCUUACACUCACAUUCAUGUCUUUUUAAUAUCAGUGUCUCUGCUGCUUGUGUGCAGAUUGUGUGAUUUUUUUUUUGUCUUUUUUUUUUUUUAAUUACCCCUACUCUCCCCCCAAACGAGUUAUUGAUUGCUAUCAGUUGGUCCUUUUAUUAUUUUUUUUUUAGAGAAUAAAGGCUUUUUUUUUUUUAGCCUCAUUGUAGCAUCAUCUUUACCUGCAGUAAUCUCCCCCUCUCUCCUCUCUUUAAAGGACAAAUAGUUUUACACACUCUCUUUGUUUACCCCCCCCCCCCCCCCCCCCCCCCCCCAUGAGGAUUGUAUUGAUAGCUUGAUGGCUUUAUUUUAAAUUUUAACAACCAUUAUUUCCUCAGUGACAUUUUUUUCUUUUUCCUCCUUAAAGGUGAUUAAAAAAACAAAAAAGAAAAGAAAAAAAAAACCUUUUCUUAUCUUGUUAGGGGAGGAGGGGUGAGUUAAAUGAAAAAUUGUAGGUCAUGCUAGAAAACAAAGGAGCAAAAAAAGAUGUUUGACUUUCAUAAAAGUUUUACGCUUCAAUAGGUGAUUGAAUAUGUUCUAAUAAGCACUCCUAGUAGUAGAACAGAUACAUGGUUGCUGUAUGUUGGGUUUUUUUUUCUUUCGUUUUUCUUUGUUUUCUUUGUGUUCUUUUGGUUUUGUUUUUUUUGGGCGAGUUACAUGUGAUGCAACAGAACAGGUACUCUGUCUGGGCCCAGAGUACAGAGCUAGGCUUUGAGUAUUUGUACUAUCACACCUCCUCCUCUGCUGUCACCUGUGGAGACUCCUCAAAAACGCUGAGGAGGACUACCAAGAGCUCCUGAAGAAGUAUUUUUCAAGAAGUGUGUGUGCUCUCUUUUUUGAGGGAGGAGAGGGGGUGGUGGCGGCUGUUUUUCAGUAUAACAAGAAGCCCAAAAAAUGAAUUUAAUUCAGGACUUUUAAAACCAUUAAAGAGGGGAAGGGAGGAGGGGUGACGAAGAGCGGCAUCACAGUGACUCCUCACACCCUUCUCUACAGUUCAUCACACGGUUGUUUUUUUUUGUUUUGUUUGUUUUUUCAAAGAAAGUCAAACAAAUAAUAAUAAUAAUGCCGACCUGGAGCGUUCAGGAAAUAUUUGGAUCGAUGUAAAAAAAUAACACUUGUAAAACAUAGUUUGUAUCACACACAUUACAAAAAAAGAAAAGACAAAAAACAAAACAAAAGACACGAAAUGGCACAUGGCUUGAAAAAUGACUGGAGGAGAAGAAGAAAACAUCCAUGGGUGAACUAAAAUCAAUAUGCACAUAUAUAUAUACACACAUAUAUAUAUGUGUGUGUAUGUGUGUGUGUAUAAACUCAUCCGCAUCAAUUCUGUCACUGCUGUAAGUUGGGGUUUGUUCGUUUACUGACAACAGUUUGAAGAUUGUCUCUGGGAUGACGUGAGUCGGGCAUUUGAUGAUUUGUGUUUGUGUGUGUGUGUAGCAGCAUGUGUGCAUUUUCUCUGGUUGUGUCUGUGAGUGUGUGUGUGUGUGUGUGUGUGUCAUAAACUCGGGGAAAGGGGGUGAGUGGGUGGGGAGGGACCAGAAAAAAAGGGGGGUUUUAACAUGAAUGGCAAGCACUUUUUCUGCCUUGUUUGCCCACACUUGAUUUAACCAAUAAUUAUUCAAAUACAAUUCUGUUUUCAUUUUUCUUAAAUACAUCCAAACAUUUAAAAAUGCAUUCAGCUGUGUGUGUAUACGUUCAUCAUCAUCAGCAGCAGUUUUUUCUUUUUUCUGUGUAAUUUAAACAUUCAUCCUCUUAAGCAGGCAAGUGAAGUUGGACUUUUUUUAAUUAUUUCUCACGACUUCUAUAAAAAGAAAAAAAAAGAAAUAAAAAAAAGAAA
Molecule: messenger RNA, 9060 nt
Organism: Scomber scombrus (Atlantic mackerel)
Lineage: Eukaryota; Metazoa; Chordata; Actinopteri; Scombriformes; Scombridae
Gene: prrc2a
Product: proline-rich coiled-coil 2A
Exons: 17
Coding region: 84-6065 (1993 amino acids)
Biological process (GO): cell differentiation
Source: RefSeq, a predicted model, not a curated record